AUUUGUAUAUAAAAUGCAUAAAGUAUUUCUUGUUGAUACAGCUACAGGACCUCGCCUAGAAAGACGUACUGCACUAGGGACAAGCCGAGGCAUGGCUACUACCACACCAGACCUGCGCUUGCGUGCUCCAGUUAGGAAAGGACAGGACUCCAAGCCAACCUCCAAUGGACACAGUCAAGAACUCAGUCAAGAGAAGAUUGAUGGAAUAGACCCCUUCACCUAUUACCCGCCCUUCACUGCCUGCCAGAAACUAAUAACAUUCUUCAAUCUUCUGUGGCUGGCUCCCAUUCGGUUUGUGCUGUUUGUAGCUCCGUCUGUCAUCCUGGGCAGUGUGAUGUGCCUCCUCGGGCUGGUGGGAGAUCACUACGAUAUCAAUGAUCCUAAACCACUCAGCAAGUGGGGAAGCUUUGUCCACCAGCGUAUCAACCCAUUCAUAGCACGUUGGUUCUUGCUCGGGUUUGGCUUCAACUGGAUUAGUGUGAGUGGUGCUCCCGCCCCCUCCACUGAGGCUCCUAUAUUCGUGGUCGCCCCUCACACUUCAAUGCUGGAUGUGUUUGUACUCAUGAUAUUCGGUGUGCCUACAUUCGUGGCUCGAGGGGAGAGUCAACAUGUACCCUUCUUUGGAACAAUAAUCAAGAAGUCAGUGCGGGCUAUCUUUGUGUAUCGUGAAGACCCUGAGUCUCGAGCUAAGUCUGCUGUAGAGCUCCAGAGACGGGUCAAUGAUAAAAGGCUCUGGCCUAACGUCCUGAUAUGUCCCGAGGGUACCACAACCAACAAGAAGGUCAUGCUCAAGUUCAAGCUAGGAGCUUUCCUGCCUAAACUUCCUGUGCAACCUAUCCUCAUCAACUUCAAGAACAAGCUGGACACUACCUCGUGGGGUGGAGAUGGCAUUGACUGGUUUGGCACUUUAUUGUUCACUGGGUGUCAGUUUCACAACCCUCUGGAAAUAGAGUUCCUGCCUGUGUACUGCCCCUCUCAAGCAGAGAAGGAUGACUGCAGACUCUAUGCUGAUAACGUGCAGCGUGUCAUGUCCAGACGUGUACAGCUCCCCAUUGGCAACCAAGCAGUGGAGGACCUGAUGUUAAUGAGACAUGCCAAGAGUGCUGGCCUCCCAUUCUCUAAAGGGAUGGUGGUGUAUUUCACUGCUAAUCAGAAAACAGGCCUCAAAUUAAAGGAAAUGAAACGUUAUCUCACCAGAUUUGCAGUCAUAGAUCGUGAUAAAGACGGCUACAUCACUGCCAAUGAUCUAGCUACUUUCCUAAAAGUCCCCAAAGAUGCUUGUCUCCAAGCAGUGUUUGAUAAUUGUAAAAAGACUGCUGCAGGUGGCAGGGUGAUGUUUGUGGACUACCUGUGUGGUCUGAUCAAAGUGUCCAGUGACCUCUUGGGUAAUCAGCAGUUCCUCCAGGAAAUGUUCACUGUGAGAGAUUUUUUCGACUCCAAUGACGAUGGUCGAGUGUCACUGGAUGACGUGACUAGAGCUCUCUCCACACAAACCCUGCCUGAAGCAAAUGGCACACCACCAAAUAUGGACAUUGAUGACUUCAAGAUCUUUCUGUGUGCACGUCCUGAAUAUGUUGUAUUGUUCCAUGAGCAUCAGAAUGUUAGGAAGUCUCCAGUCCAUUCCAACGGACGAGUGCCUAUACAGAACGGGAAUAAUGUGAAUGGAAGUUAUUUGUCAAACUCUAAGCAGACUGUUUCUACCCUCCUCCCGAACAAUGUUACCCCAGUUGUAGUCUCAUCAUAAGUUGUAUUCCAUAUAAAUAUACAAGUGUUGUUUAAUCCAUGUAUGCAUGCUAUGUGUUUUAUAUUAAACUUUCCCAUAAAUAAAAA
Halichondria panicea is the source of this 1830-nucleotide messenger RNA. Its product is annotated as lysophosphatidylcholine acyltransferase 2-like. NCBI's taxonomy places the organism in Eukaryota, Metazoa, Porifera, Demospongiae, Suberitida, Halichondriidae. The transcript is spliced from 11 exons. The coding region runs from base 14 to 1744 and encodes 576 amino acids. The record is from RefSeq and is a predicted model, not a curated record. Gene Ontology annotation, cellular component: endoplasmic reticulum. Gene Ontology annotation, molecular function: lysophosphatidic acid acyltransferase activity; calcium ion binding.